GAGAGAGAGAGAGAGAGGGGGGUGCAAAAGGAAAAUUGCACAAUCCGUCAAAGCUCCCUAGCGCGCGGAUCUUUCGACGGCUGCACCAUUCAUUUGGACGGUCGGAAAGAAAGCUGAUGUCAGACCUACUUUCCUGUCCCUGCUUUAAAUACUGCAUUCUUCAUGCCAGUUGGCCGAGCCUGCUGACAGUGGAACAUAUUGCCGCCUCAACAGAAAACGACACCCUUCCUGAGCCUUCAUUGGCCGCUUAGCUGGGAAUAUCAACUGUGGGGCUGGUCAGAAAGAACGAGCAUGUUCAGCACGCGGGCACUCACGCUCCUGUCCUCUGUGUUUGGGGCUUGCGGCCUGCUCCUGGUGGGCGUGGCUGUGUCCACAGACUAUUGGCUGCUGAUGGAGGAGGGCGUGGUUCUGCAGCAGAACCAGAGCAUGGAGGUCAGGAUGGCCCUGCACUCUGGCAUGUGGAGGGUCUGCUUCGUGGCAGGACCUGAAAAGGGGAGAUGUGUAGCAUCGGAAUACUUCACCACUGAAGCUGAGAUAGACAUCGUGACCGAAAACACUGCAAAUAUACUAAAGAUGGUACGGACGGCCACACCGUUCCCCAUGGUUUCGCUGCUUUUCGUCUUCACCGCCUUCGUCAUCAGUAACAUCGGACACAUCCGGCCCCAGCGCACCAUCCUAGCCUUCAUCUCUGGAAUCUUCUUCAUCCUCUCAGGGCUGAGCCUGGUGGUGGGCCUGGUCCUCUACAUCAGCAGCAUCAACGACGAGGUGAUGAACCGGCCACGUGAGCCCGAGCACUUCUUCCACUACCACUACGGCUGGUCCUUCGCCUUCGCUGCCAGCUCCUUCCUCCUCAAAGAGGGGGCUGGGGUGAUGUCAGUGUACCUCUUCAUGAAGCGCUACGCCGAGGAGGAGAUGUACCGGCCCCACCCAUCCCUCUACCGCCCCCGCCUGUCCGAGUGCAGCGACUACAGCGGCCAAUACCUUCAUCCCGAGUCGUGGCCACCUCCAAAGAGGGGCCGCAGCGCGUCUGAAGUCUCCAGCGACAUCUCCAUCCAGCUGAACCAGACGCCCCCGCCGCCCAAGGGCAGCUCCAUGCAGCAGCAGCAGGCCCCGUCCUCUGGCCCCUCCUCGGGCUCCAGCUACCAGCCGUCCUCCUCCUCCUCCUCCUACCCCCACCACUCCAUGUCCUCCCACCCCCUCCACUCCAGCCACCACACCAUGUCCUCCCACCCCAGCGGGCCCCCUCCCCAGUCCAUGCCCAUGGCCAUGCCCCCCUCUGCCCAGCCCCCUCCCCGAUACCACCAACACAUGCACAUGAGUGCCUCGCCGUGCUAGAAGGGGGGAGUGAGGGAUGAGGUAGGGAGGGGAGGGGGGGAUAGACAGAGCAGGGGUUGGCUCUGUCGUACAUCCAACACACAGAGACAGAUGCAAACACACACACACACACAUGCACACAUACGUGCACACACAGAAGUGUGGGAGGAGAGAUGGAAGAGGUGAGGAAGGAAGGAUAUUUAGGAGAUCAAGAGAAAGAAGGGAAUGAACGAAGGAAAGAAAACGAGAUGGGUGGAGGAUGAUUCACAAUGGAUGCUGUGCUUAAAAUGAAGACAGAUAUUCUAAAAGAGGGAGAGAGAGAGGGAGGGAUAUGAUCAUCAUUUACACAAUAAGAAAAAGAGGGAGGAGGGGGGGGGGUUAUAAGAAAGGGUGAUGCUGUUUCAGAAGAAAAAUAAUUUUGCAUUUCAAGCACUAACACACACAAGAAUCAAGAACAAAUUGUAUAUGCAUAGAAAUUUAUACUUAAACUGUAUAGACAUUUUUCUUUCUCUUAAGUCCUGGAAAAACAAAUGUUGAAAUCUUAACCAUGUUUGUCUUUCAUGAGAUGUGUAUUCCUGUAUGAUUAGUUCUAUCAUUUCAUUCAUCGUUUGUAUUUGAGAGGCAAGAAUUGUGAGUACAAAGACGGAAAUCUGAGACAUCUGAAGAUCAUUCAGGGUUCUGUGACUUAUCUGCACAUACUGUAACAUCUCAGACUCCGCAAGGGUUCCAAAAUGGUUCUUCGGCUUUCCCCAUAGGACAACCCUUUUUGGUUCCAUGUAAAAUCCUCUGUGAAAAGGGUUCGACAUGGAUUCUAAAAGGGGUCUAGCUGGAACCAAAAGGGUUCUACCUGGAAAGAAAAAGGGUUCUUCUCCAAUGAGGACAGUCUUUAGGUUCUAGCUAGCAUCUUUUGUGUGUGUGUGUGUGUGUGUGUGUGUGUGUGUGUGUGUGUGUGUGUGUGCGUGCGUGCGUGCGUGCGUGCGUGCGUGCGUGCGUGCGUGCGUGCGUGUGUGUGUGUGUAUAAAUGUCCAGGUCAUAGGCUUCAGCAUCCAUUAAAAAAAAACACUUGAAUUGUUGUUUCAUGUUUUUGACUAAAAUGUCAUGGUAACAAAGAAAAUCCAUAACUUUCCAUCAUUUAGGAAUAUUUAUUUCUGAGAGUAUAAAAAAAAGCACCCAUUUUACUACGAAGAAUGAGAGCCUAUUUGCAGAUUCCAUGAGACAUAUGAUCCUCCUUUGAUUGCUAAUUAGCUUGAGUGUUCAUAUUCUGUAGCACAUGGCUGCUUACCAGUAGAGUAUCUUCCUUCUAUUCAUAGUUACCAAAAGAGCUUCCCAUACAGCAAUGGAGUAGAUUGAUGAAGUAAAGACUGUUUGUUUUGAAAUGUUUACUUUUCUCCUUCUGACUGUGACUCGGUAUAUAUAAUACAUGCUGCCUAUGUAGCCUACCUAAUGCACAACAUGUUUACAUUCUAUUCUGAUGUUUAUUGGUAUCCUUAUACUAAAUGCAACACACACACACACACACACAAACCAGCUGCCACAGUCCUGCUAUAACUACAUUUACUACUAUUUCUACUACUAAUAUCAAAAGAAAGAUUGUGACCAUUAUCAUUAUCUAUGUUUAUAAACAUCUGUAUUAUAAUAAUGUAAGUAAAUGCAACUAUAUAUGAAUAUAUAAUAAAACCAUAGAGGAUGUGUGAGAAAGAAAGUGAGAGGUUGAUAAGAGUUUAACAAUGUCUAAUAUAAAGCACAGAAAUCAACAUUGAGUGUACCAAACAUUAGAAACCCCUCCUCCCUCCUCAAUUUGUCGGGGCGGGGACUCUACAAGGUGUCGAAAGUGCUCCACAGGGAUGCUGAACCAUGUUGACUCCAACGCUUCCCACAGUUGGGUCUCGUUGGCUGGAUGUCCUUUGGGUGGUGGACCAUUCUUGAUACACACAGGAAACUGUCGAGCGUGGGAUAACCCUGCUACCAUAGCCCUGUUCAAAGGCACUUACAGUACGUAUUUUGUCUUGCCCGUUCACCCUCUGAAUGGCACACGUACACCAUCCAUGUCUCAAUUAUCUCAAAGCUUAAAAAUCCUUCUUUAACCCGUCUCCUCCCCUUCAUCUACACUGAUAGAAGUGGAUUAAACAAGUGACGUCAAUAAAGGAUCAUCGUUUUCACCUGGUCAAGUCUAUGUCAUGGAAAGAGCAGAUAUUCUUAAUGCUUUGUAUACUCAGUGAAUUUCACAAUAGCGUCUCUUAGUGAAUGAAGGUCUAAACGAGAGCAAAACAUGUCCAAUGGGUCUCUGUAGCGCCACCUAGUGCUUUUGUUGUGAGUCUGAUUGCUCUCCAUCGAGGUUGAACGUUGCCUUUUGUGUCAUGACAUUGCUCAUUUCUUCCAGCGAACCGAUAGCAAUUCUGGACUUGGGGGAUAGAAGAACGACUUAUAACAAAGUCUUGCAAUAUCUGCCUACAAAUAGUGAACUAAUUCCCGAUCAAUGUACAGUCAUUUCAAUUUGAGACAUUGAACUGCAUUCCAAUUGUUUUCCUAGUAUGAUGUGGUUGUUUCUCCGAAUUCCAGAUCUUUUCAUGCGACCAGAAAACUUGAUCAAAUGUUUUUUAAUAUCUAUAUUGGUAUUUUUUUUAUGUAGCAGAUGCACAUACACAUGUGAUGAGUGGUAGCAUUCGUUUGUUUGGGACCCAGGACAGCGAUGUACAGCCAAUAAUAUAGUAUAGAGUCAAAUAUAUGAACGCAUUAGCAAACAGGACUGGCUCCUGCUGGAGGGAAAACUAUAACAAAAUAAUAUUUGUAGCUUGUUCUGUAAUCAUAAUAGGUAGAAUAGUGUAGUGGUGUAGUUUUAUUAACUCUAUAGUGUAAAAUAUAGUAGGCCUAUUCUGAUUUGGUGUGAGAGGUUGAUUAAGAGAGAGCGGGAGAGAGAGAGAGAGAGAGAGAGAGAGAGAGAGAGAGAGAGAGAGAGAGAGAGAGAGAGAGAGAGAGAGAGAGAGAGAGAGAGAGAGAGGUGAAAGGGGUAGCUAUAAGAAUUGUAUCACAUUUUAUGUUGUCAAUGAAAUAUCAUCAUCCUGUUGUUUUCCCUCAUUAUACUACUCUGCUAAAUUGAGGUUUCCUUUCAGAGAGCCAUGUCUUGACUAGACCGUGAAUGUUAUUGGAGUUGAGGACGAUUGUGGUUUUUCCGUAGCUCAAGUGAGAUUCAUUGAUUUCCUCAAGCUCCUACUAUUGCCUUCACUUGUUUCUCCUCUUGCUUACCACCCCCGGUAAAUCCUACCUUUUUGAACUUUAUUGAUCAUUUGUCUUGGUUUGUCUCUCAAAUCCCCGUUAAUGUAAUGUGGGGCAGACUUGUUCCACCUGUCUCUUCUCUUUCUCGGCCUCGUUUUUCACUCUUUCUCCAUUUCUUUCUUCUUCUGUUAAGGCACUCUCUUAGAACCUGUCUUUGAGCUUAUUAAAAUGAACUGUGCCUAACAACAGUAGCGGAGAUCAAAGCUAUUAAUUAUUAUCAAGAUCAUUAUAUAAGUCUUAUUGUUGUUACUAUUAUUAUUAGUGUAAAUAUGUUGCCCAUAUUUACCACAAAAUCAACGGUUUAAUGGUAAUAAUGACAAUAAUGACAUUUUCUUUUUGCUAAGCAAUGCACUAAUGAAUCUGAAGAGAUUGUUCAUACCUGAGAUACCAUUUGCUAUUGGAUCGAUGCCUGGGGGUUACUGACUAACGUCAUUGUUCCACAACAAAUGAAUAAAUCCUAGAGGUAAACCUGUGUGUGCUUAAUGUUUGUGGUCAGAUGUCUGGCACACACAAUCACACACACACAAAACACACACAAUCACACACACACAAACACAAUCACACACACACAAACACAAUCACACAAACACAAUCACAAACACAAUCACACACACAAACACACCUACCACUGAUGUCAGGAACUUUUAGAGCUGAAAAGAUCAACAUGGCUAAACUAUAUUGAGAUGAAAUCCUGUUUGCACACUGGUGUAGAGAACGAAUAGCAUGACUGGAGACUGACAUACUCAGUAUCUUGGUAAUGUCCCCUGCUAUUGUGUUUUAAUCCAAAGCUCUGCUUAUUUAAAGCCAUACGAAAUGUAGCAGUUCUGUGUGUGUGUGUGUGUGUGUGUGUGUGUGUGUGUGUGUGUGUGUGUGUGUGUGUGUGUGUGUGUGUGUGUGUGUGUGUGUGUGUGCGUGCGUGCGUGCGUGCGUAUGUGCGUAUGUGUGUGUGUCUGUGUGUGUGUAAUGGUGUUAAUGGGUGUUACGAUGUUUUACGUGUGUGUGAACUGUGUGUAGUGUGUGGACCAGAAGUCUCCACAAGAAUAGUACCAAACAAAAAUUGGGCCAACUGGGGACAUUUUGUUGGCCCCCCCACGAGAUCAAAUGCUAUUUCUAGGGGGUUUAGGGUUAAGGUUAGAAUUAGUGUUAGGGUUAGAAUUAGGUUUAGGGUUAGGAGCUAGUGUUAGGUUUAGGGUUAAGGUUAGGUUUUUGGGUUAAGGUUAGGGUUAUGAUUAGGGUAAGAGUAUGGUUUAGGGUUAGGAAAAAUAGGAUUUUGAAUGGGACUGAAUUGUUGGUCUCCACAAGGUUAGCUAUACAUUACUGUGUGUGUGUGUGUGUGUGUGUGUGUACAGCGGUGGGUGGAGUUUGUGAUUUGGAGGCCCCAGGCAGAGGCCAGUCUGAGGCCCCCAUGGGUUUUAUAGUAUAGUUUUAAAGUAGCUGAUACAUUGUGACAAAAUACACCAUAUUACCAACGAUUGUUCUAUCUGUGAUAUUAACAGUGGUGACCUGUUUAGCAAAAAAAGAGUGUGCAAAGCUGUCAUCAAGGCAAAGGGUGGCUACUUUGAAGAAUCUCAAAUAUAAAAUAUAUUUUGAUUUGUUUAGCACUAUUUUGGUUACUACAUGAGUUGAAUGAGUAGGUGUGUCCAAACCGUUGACUGGUACUGUAUAUAUGUUUUUUGUUGUUGCUUGUUAUUUUGGCAUUAAUACGUGUCACAUAUCAGUUUCCAAACAAGGCAAAAAAAAUCAUCAUUGAGUUAAUAAAGCCGCAUACAAACAUGGUC
Molecule: messenger RNA, 6365 nt
Organism: Oncorhynchus keta (chum salmon)
Lineage: Eukaryota; Metazoa; Chordata; Actinopteri; Salmoniformes; Salmonidae
Product: voltage-dependent calcium channel gamma-7 subunit-like
Exons: 7
Coding region: 292-1335 (347 amino acids)
Biological process (GO): postsynaptic neurotransmitter receptor diffusion trapping; regulation of AMPA receptor activity; positive regulation of synaptic transmission, glutamatergic
Cellular component (GO): AMPA glutamate receptor complex; postsynaptic density membrane
Molecular function (GO): voltage-gated calcium channel activity; channel regulator activity
Source: RefSeq, a predicted model, not a curated record